Molecule: messenger RNA, 616 nt
Organism: Boeremia exigua
Lineage: Eukaryota; Fungi; Ascomycota; Dothideomycetes; Pleosporales; Didymellaceae
Exons: 1
Coding region: 113-616 (167 amino acids)
Source: RefSeq, a predicted model, not a curated record
CGCAGUCUUGUUGUGUACAACGCCAACAUCCGUGCAACGGUGACGACAGCGGAGAUGAUGGGCGUAUACGCGAGCGGGUCUCGAUACCACCGGAUUUCACAUUGGCCUCUUCAUGAAUUAUCUCGGUUUCGGCGCCCCACACAAUGAAGAAGAGGCUGUCCACGGCAUUGCUUCCGAGUGGCCUGUCGUUUGGGAUAUGAAAAACAUGAAGGCCAGAAUCCCUUUAUCUCCUGAAGGCAACAUCCCACGCCUUUCGCUCACUGAGAUCAGUGAUGUCGGCCGCUUUACCGCUGCAGGGUGCCCGUUGCCGAAUGGCGCCUGGAAACAGGAGCUCAACUUCGUAGCCGACACAAUUCGAAUGGACGAGGUUGUCAGAAUUAUCGAGAAAGUGCGAGGACAGAAGAUGGAGGUUACUUAUCGUCCCUAUGAGCAGAUUGUAGAGGAGGCGGCGAAGGAAACGGUGGACUGGCCGAACAAGUUUUGGCUCCAGGUUGAGACUGUGCACGCGCUAGACCAGGUGGGGAAUGGGGUCGUGGAACCCGUACACAAUGAUUUGGUGCCUCAGGUCAAACCAAUAUCUGUUGAGGAAUAUUUGAGGAAGUUCUGGUCACUAUAG